UCCCCCGUUUCCCUCACUCGCCCCCCCCUCGCAGCGCCGCCAUGUCGUUUCGCCCCGCCCUUAGAGCGCCCUUCGCCCCCGCCUUUAGGGCGUCCUCCCUGUGCACCCUCCCGCGCGCCGUUCCGCCCGUCGCUGCGCCCCGGGAAGCGGCGGAUUUCACAGAAACCUCCAGCUCUGCCGGUGUCAGGGCGAGUCGCACAUUCUGCUCGAGCGUUGCGGCGGCUCCGCGCAGCGCGUCGUCGCUGGCGGUCAGCGUUCACGCGGCGCUCGCCCACCGUGCCUCGUCCACUAGCUCACAACCUUGCAUAUGGAACCCGCUCAAAACUGCCACGUCAGCGCAGAACAAUCUCCGCGGGGCGCGGAGGCAAUCAGGCGGAAUCAGGGGGCUGCGAUCCGCUGGUCGCGCGGACGCGUCGGCAGCACCAGGGGAGGUUGGCGCGGGAGUGUCGCACGGGGGUGGCAGCAGCGCAUGGUCCGUGGAGCUGGUGCCGUGCCUCACAGAUAACUACGCCUACCUCAUCCGUAAUGUCGCCACAGGCACCGCGCUCGUUGUUGACCCCUCGGAAGCCGCGCCCGUGGCGGCGCGGCUAGAGGGGGGUGAGGGGCAGACGGGCGGCAAACUGGCGGCGGUGCUGUGCACGCACCACCACUGGGACCACACGGGCGGCAAUUUGGAGCUAAAGGACAGAUUCGGAGCCACGGUCGUUGGCCCGGCUGCAGACAGGGACCGCAUUCCAGCCAUUGACGUGGCGCUAUCAGAUGGUGACACGUGGCAGAUAGAGGGGCUGGAGAUGCACGUGCUGCACACACCCGGCCACACAAGAGGCCACUGCGCGCUGUACUUCCCGUCCCUGGCGGCGCUCUUCACGGGCGACACGCUCUUCUCCCUGGGCUGUGGCCGCCUCUUCGAGGGCUCCCCCGCGCAGAUGUGGGCGUCCCUCUCGCGCCUCGCCGCACUGCCGCCCGACACAAGGGUCUAUUGCGGCCACGAGUACACGCAGGCCAAUGCGCGGUUCGCCAUGGCAGUGGAGCCCAGCAAUGUGGCCCUCCAGCAGAGGACCCAAGGGGUCACCCGCUUGCGAUCGCAAGCCCUGCCCACUAUCCCCACCACCAUGGGUGUGGAGGCGGCCACCAACCCCUUCCUGCGCCCGUCCAGCGCGGAGAUCCGAGGUGCGCUGGGAGUGGGCAGCGCGGCCAAUGAUGUGGACGUCUUCGCUGCGCUGAGACGCAUGAAGGACAACUUCUAGGCUCCACCGUUGCGCCUAUACCUUGUAGAUGCAUGUGGACCAUGAUGUGCUCUCGGUAGAAAAUGGCAGUGCUGCUAGUGAUGUGGGCAUCUUGGCGGCACUCCAAGUCUUCGGCACAUGAACGAUAGCUUCUACCUUGUAGCGCCCAUUCCAUGCCCUAUGCACACUGUGGUAAGCUGCUGCACAUAAAGCGCUCUUUGUUUC
Messenger RNA from Closterium sp. NIES-67, 1451 nucleotides. The record is from the annotation of a GenBank genome assembly. Lineage: Eukaryota; Viridiplantae; Streptophyta; Zygnematophyceae; Desmidiales; Closteriaceae.